GUCCAGGCCAAGGCUGGGCUGGAUCUGGCUGCCAUGUUCUCCCUGCUGUCCCUCCCCUCCUGGCUCCCGGGCCUCUCCUCCCUCGAGUGGGGCUCCGGCCUCCUCCUCGACUCUGUUCUGACAGGCCUCAUCGGGGCCUGCGGAGUCUCCGUCCUGAACAGCCUCCUGAAGGUUUACUUCUUCGUGGGCUGUGCCAACAACCCGGAAUGGCGGCUGGAAAAGGAGCGGCUGCAGGCCCGGUGGGCCUUGCUGGAGUCCGUGCACCUGCCUGGGCUGGCCCUGAUCCUGACCCUCGUGGGGCCCCGGGUGGCCUCCCUGGUGGUGCUGGAGUUCUCCCUCAGGGCUGUCUCCACGCUGCUGUCCCUGGGCAAGGGCUCCGGGAGCACCGAGAGGCUGCAGCUGUACCUGCUGGGCCAGUACUCGCUGGGCUGUGGGCUGAGCUGCGGCCUGAGCUUCCUGCAGGAGGGUGCCUCUCACCGCACGCUCAACCUGCUGCUGGGCCUCGGGCUGGCUGCGCUGCUGAGCUCGCUGGCCCAGCGCCUCCUCCGCCACAUCUGCCGCCUCUAUGAGCUGCACAGCAGCCAGCACUACUGUGGGGUCUGCCUGGGUCUGCUGGCCGGGGCGUGUGACCUGCCCCGCCUGCUGGGCCGCGCCCUGGUCGUGGCUUUUGCUGUGGGCGACCUGGCGGCCGUGGCCCUCAUCAACCGGGACUUCAUGACCACCUCGGAGGCUGUGCGCUUCUGGACGCCGCUCACCAUCUGCUACACCCUGCUGGUCAUCUACAUGCAAGAGGAGCAGCGGCAGCACCCUGGCCUGCAGAGCCAGGUCCAGACGGUGCUGGUGCGCAUGGGUGGCCUCUUCGUGCUGCUGCUGACCGUGGGCCGCUGGCUGGACCUUCUGGGCGUCCUCAUCUCCCUGCUGGGCGAGCUCUGGUGCCUGGUGGGCGUCCGCACCCUGCUUGACCUCUGCCAGAAACAGGAUUUUCCACCCCAGAGGCCUACUGUGUCAGCUCCAAGCCAGCCCCAGCGCUCGGCACCUGCCCAGACCCAGGGGACGGCCCCUUCCUGACCUGCCCCCCAGAACGGACUCCCGGACCCACCCAGGCUCACCUGGAGGCCUGACACCAGAACGGUGCCCGGAGGCAGGGGGCAGGUUUGGCCCCACCUGGAACUCGCACUGGAGCCCCUGAGAGGGAGGGGAGGAUUUGGGGUUAGGAGGGGGCACCUGGGGCCACUGGGUUCAUCCUUUACUGGGGUGGACAGGGGCACACAGUCCUGAGACCUGCCCCAGGGCCUCCCCCUACCGCCUUCUGUCCUCUCCUCAGACAAUAAAGGUGUU
Myotis myotis is the source of this 1338-nucleotide messenger RNA. RefSeq names its product transmembrane protein 82 (gene TMEM82). Bases 34 to 1068 code for a protein of 344 amino acids. Lineage: Eukaryota; Metazoa; Chordata; Mammalia; Chiroptera; Vespertilionidae. The transcript is spliced from 6 exons. The record is from RefSeq and is a predicted model, not a curated record.